ACACAAAACAAAGCCUUUUAGGGUCUUUAACCUUUAAUGUUUUCAGGAUUAAAUAUUCUCUGCCAUGUGCUAAACGAAGUUGUAAGUGCUGUUUUCGGUGGUUCGCUUCAGUGAGCGAGUGAGUGAAUCAGUAUCCAUGAAACAUUUUUGGGGAAGUGGUUUUUGACAGAAACAGGAAACUUAACAGUCAGAAGAGUCACAAAACACUGUCAUCGAAGAAGACUGUAGCUGCUUCUAACAAACCAUGGAAUCUCACCAGUUUUGGACCCCUUUCUUCAAGUUGACUUGGAUAUCUGUAUUUUUCCUCCCCUCUAUGUGCUCAGCAGUGGAUGCACCAAAUAUCAGUCUGGAGCACACAGUCUUUGUGGCCUUUGAAGGUGAAGAUCUCAAUAUUGCAUAUAAGUUGAAGACACCAUCAAUCGAGGACAAUUUGACAUGCUUUGAUCCGAACCACAAUCAAAUAUACCAGCAUACCAUCUCUGCAAAGACUGACAAACAGCAGCUGCAGCUGAAAAACCUGAAGAUUUCAGGAGAUUACUACUGCCAGUAUCAAACAGUCAAGGUGCACUGGUUUCUUCGAGUGACAGCUGUGGGCUACAAAGAACCGGUUAUUCCUGAGUAUACAGAAUUCACCACUGUGGCCAUCAUUACUUGUGUGUUGCUGAUCUUCAGUGUGCUCGGCUCAGUGUAUGUCUUCAGAGGGCAUUGGAAAGAGAAACUCACUGAAUAUGGAGGUGCUGGCAAAAAAACAGAGCAAAGCAAAGAAGAGGAAUGGGAAAACAAGGAGGCCGACAGCGUGGAUGUAACGGCUGUUCAGUCUACGUCUUUCUAUGCUAGUCUAGAGCCUCGGCCCAGGUCUAUUUAUGAUGUACUGGACCACUCACCUGGUGGCAGAGAGGAGGACCAAAACACAGCUAAACCUGAGAAAAAAGAAGUCAACAAAAAGGCGGUGCAAACGACAAAAGACCAGGAUGAAGGCAUAUUUGAGUCUGUUUAUGAGAACUUUUAAAUCAUCUCAUGAGUGUGGGAUAGUAAUCCAGUGUUUUGCUGUUUUAUUCUAAUCUGUGUCAGAUUAGAGUGAAAAAAUCUUCUUCCAAUAAAAACAACAAAAAAACACAAUGUAAAAAUAUAUGCUCAAAAGACAACUUUUGGUAUGACCACCUUUAUUCUUCAACACAGCCUGAACUUGCUUAGGCAGCUUUCUGGUCAUUUCCUUAAGUGGUCUUCAGGAAUAGUUCUCCAGGCUUCUUGAAGGACAUUAAAAGCUCUUCUUUGGAUGCUGGCUGCCUUUUGUUCUGUUCUCUGUUAAGAUGAUCCCACACUGCUUCAAUAAUGUGAAGG
Archocentrus centrarchus (flier cichlid) is the source of this 1341-nucleotide messenger RNA. It is a transcript of the gene nfam1, whose product is annotated as NFAT activating protein with ITAM motif 1. Gene Ontology annotation, biological process: positive regulation of B cell receptor signaling pathway; positive regulation of cytokine production; regulation of B cell differentiation. NCBI's taxonomy places the organism in Eukaryota, Metazoa, Chordata, Actinopteri, Cichliformes, Cichlidae. The record is from RefSeq and is a predicted model, not a curated record. Gene Ontology annotation, molecular function: transmembrane signaling receptor activity. The transcript has 6 exons. Bases 245 to 1009 code for a protein of 254 amino acids. Gene Ontology annotation, cellular component: membrane raft.